UUUUCUUUGUAGUUUUUUCCAAUACAAAACAAUGUCGGAUCCGCUUGUUGCGUUGAUGGUCGCGAGUGGCGUGCCCAGCGUCUCGGCCGAGGAGACUGCGCGCAACACCAAGCUCGCUGCCCAGGUCAAGGCUGCCUUUGAGACGGCGCGUGCGUUCGCUCCGUCCGCCGACACGGUGCUCAAUGGCACGCUCGUGCUGGCUACAGCAACCCGCUUCCCAUCCACUGGCUCGGAAGACCAGCGCAAGACCGUCCUCUCGUACAUUGCACGUGGCAAGAUCACCCGUGAGAUCCAGCUCGCAGCUGCUCUUGCCUUCAUCAAGGAAAACCCCGCCAAAGCGAUCGACGAGGCCUCGUUCGACUCGAUUGUCGGUGUUGGCAUUGCACCGACUCCGGCCGAGAUCAAGGACGCCGUCGCCGCCCUGAUCACCCAGGUCAAGGCCGACUUGGUGGCCCAGCGCUACCGCUUCAACUUUGGCACCCUCUUUGCCGAGCUGCGCAAGCACCCUCGCUUGAAGUGGGCGGACGGCCCCGUGGUCAAGGAGCAGGUUGAUGCGGCCGUGCUUGCCACCCUCGGUCCCAAGACCGACGCCGAUAACGCCAAGGUGAAGGCCCCUGCCAAGACUGCCGAGCCUGCCGCCGCCGCCGCCGCCGCCGCUGCCUCUACCUCUGCCAGCAGCACCAGCACCACCAACAAGGCUGACGCUGUUGCCACGGGUCCCCUGACGGAGCAGCAGAUUGCCGGUGCGUUCUUGCACUUCCACAAGGUCGGAGAGAACUACAAGACCGAGAACUAUGUCGUCACUCCCAAGACCGACGAGCUGCUCAAGAAGCACGUUGCCAAGAUCAACGGCAAGGUCCACACUCGCUUCCCCCCGGAGCCGAACGGCAUUCUUCACAUUGGUCACGCCAAGGCCAUGCACAUUAACUUUACUUUUGCACGCGUUAACGGCGGCAAGUGCAUCUUCCGCUACGAUGACACCAACCCCGAAAAGGAGGAAGAGCGCUUCUUUGUCGGCAUCCGUCAGAUGGUCGACUGGCUCGGCCACAAGCCCGCUGCCGUCACUCACACUUCGGACUACUUCCAAGAGCUGUACGAUCUGGCCGUCGAGCUUAUCAAGCGCAACCACGCCUAUGCCUGCCAUCAGACCGAAGCCGAGGUCCGCGACAACCUUCCCAGCAAGUACCGCGACCGUCCCAUCGAGGAGUCGCUCAUUGUCUUUGAGGACAUGCGCAAGGGCAAGUACGACGAGGGCAAGGCCACUCUUCGCAUGAAGCACACCAUGGAAGACGGCAAGAUUGAUCCCGUUGCCUACCGCAUCAAGUUCCACCCCCAUUUCAAGACCAAUGACAAGUGGUGCAUUUACCCGACCUACGACUACUCGCACUGCCUGAUUGACUCGAUGGAGAACAUUACGCACUCGAUGUGCACCAAAGAGUUCCAAAACCGCCGCAUGUCGUACUACUGGUUGUGCAACGCCCUCGAUCAGUACUGCCCCGUCCAGUGGGAGUAUGGCCGCCUGAACAUGAACUACACUGUCAUGUCCAAGAGGAAGAUUCAAAAGCUCAUCGAGCUGAACAUUGUGCGCGACUGGGACGACCCACGUCUCUUUACGCUCAUGGGUCUGCGUCGCCGUGGUUUCCCUGCCGCUGCCAUUAACGAUUUUUGCGCUCGCCUCGGUGUUACAAUGGCUUCCGCGACUGUCGACCCGCAGCUCCUCGAGUCGUGCGUGCGUGACGAACUCAACUUCUCGGUGGACCGCGUCAUGGCCACUCUUGAGCCCCUCAAGAUUGUGAUUGACAACUACGACGAGCUCACUCUGACCACCAGCACACUGCCCGCGGGCGCCAAGGAGGCCGUGUCGGUCGCCGUCCCCGCAAAGGGCACCAACGCCAUCGAGGUGCUCCGCAUUCCCGGCGACGCCUCGAAGGGCCUGCGAAGCGUCCCUGUGGGCAAGACCAUGUUCAUUGAUCGCAGCGACUUCCGCGAGGCAAAUGAGGCUGGCUUCCGUCGCCUGACCCCGACGCAGCCUGUUGCUCUCAAGUACUGCUCGCUCCUCAUCACGCUUGCUUCGAUCGAGCGCGAUGCUGCUGGCAACCCGACCGUGCUGCACGUCACUGGCGCCCCAGUCACCGCCGCCAACAAGCCCAAGGCAUUCAUCACCUGGGUUGCUGACGUCCCCGCAUCGGCUGGCCUCGCCAGCUCGGCACGCACUGUCGAGCUUCGCAUUGUCAAUCAGCUCUUCCUCCACAAGAAUCCCGAAGACAAGGAGACCGUUCCCGGCGGCUGGCUGUCCGACGUCAACCCCAACUCGCUCGUCGUGCUCAAGGGCACUGCAGUCGACGCUGGCGCUGCUGCUGCCAAGAUUGGCGACUGCUUCCAAUUUGAGCGCUUUGGCUUCUUUGUCGUGGACACGGACACGACUGACAAGCAUCUCGUUUUCAACCAGAUUGUCACUUUGAAGGAGGACUCUGGCAAGAACUAAGCUGGCAUUUAUCCAGGUGGGAUGUUGUUUGUUGUUUCGGUGUGUUUUUGUUUGGUUUUUUACUUGGAAUGAAAACUUUGACCAGAA
Molecule: messenger RNA, 2572 nt
Organism: Capsaspora owczarzaki ATCC 30864
Lineage: Eukaryota; Filasterea; Ministeriida; Capsasporidae
Product: glutaminyl-tRNA synthetase
Exons: 6
Coding region: 32-2485 (817 amino acids)
Biological process (GO): glutaminyl-tRNA aminoacylation; translation
Cellular component (GO): cytoplasm; aminoacyl-tRNA synthetase multienzyme complex; cytosol
Molecular function (GO): glutamine-tRNA ligase activity; ATP binding
Source: RefSeq, a predicted model, not a curated record